AUGGCUAGUACCAUCAGUAAGAGGCAGCAGGCUCGCAAUGAGCGCAUGCUGCAGGAUCUGUUGAAGGUGUCCGGAAAUGAUAGGUGCGCCGAUUGUGCUGCAAAGAAUCCAGUCAAGUCGCUGAGCAUGGAUAGCUGGUCUCCUGAUCAAGUCGACAACAUGAAGCGCGUAGGAAACACCACCUCAAACCGCACCUUCAACCCACAGAACGUCAGGCCCGACAUUCCCACCGAUGCUGACGAGGUCGGCGGUGUCAUGGAACGCUUCAUCCGCCAAAAGUACGAGCACAAAGCCUUUGUUGGUUCAAGACCCAGGAGUCACACAGUUGGAGGCGCCAGUGUUAGUUCGAACGAGGGUGUUCCACCACCUCUGCCGCCAAAGCCUGGAAAGAAGUUCGGUUUCUCGCUGGGUGUCCGCUCCUCGUCAGCCACCCAACAAAGAUUCACACCUCCACUUUCGCCCGCGUUGACUGGUUCGGACGGUCGCUCUACACCGCCUGUCGGAAAGAUGAACAAGCCUUCGCGUGUGUUUGGGUCCAAUGUAGGAAAUCAAGAGGAAGAAUCAUUUGACACAAAACUGGCAUCACUGAGAGAGAUGGGCUUCCCGGACACACGUCGCAACUCGAUGGUCUUGAAGAAUGUCAAUGGAAACUUGGACAAGGCAGUCGAGACUCUUGUGCGCUUGGGUGAUACCACUUCAGGNGCACAGGGUACCCUGACACCCAUGUCAGGCAGCACUAGUAGCUCCAACGCAAACGGCAUCUACAUCGAGAAACAGAGGGCACAGCCAGAAAAGGCCGCUUCUUCGACAAAUCCUUUUGAUGCUCUGGAUCUGCAACCUCCGCGGCGUGCCUUUACUCAGCCCGCUCUUUCCACUGCGGCUCCACAACCUUCCCUGCCNUCCAAUCCUUACCAAGUGCCUCAGUCCAGUCAACCGGAACCUUACCAAUCCUACCAGUCUGCCCAACAACAGAUGCCUCAACAACAGCAACAACUGUACUCACAGCCCACUGGUCGCUAUGGCAAGACGGACAUCAUGGCACUUUACAACCAGCCACAAUUAGCGCCUUCAAGACCUCUGCAGCCACUUCCUGAAAAUGGUAUGGCUCCUGCAAUGAUGCCUCAGCAACAACAGCAGCAGCAGCAGGUGCAGGUUCCACCUCAUAUGCAACAAGCACCGCAGAGAAGUGUCACCAUGCCAGUGGGAAGUGGCAGUAUGAACCCCUUUGGCUCUGGUUUCUCAGCACCUCAGCAAGAUCAGCAAGCUAGACCGGGCGCCAGGCACGUUAGUCAGGAAAGCAAGGAUUUCGUGGGUAUGGGUAAUGGAAGACCCCACAGCCCUGAUGCAUUUGCAAGUCUGAGUGCAAGAUAUGCUCGCUAA
Aureobasidium musti is the source of this 1380-nucleotide messenger RNA. The record is from the annotation of a GenBank genome assembly. NCBI's taxonomy places the organism in Eukaryota, Fungi, Ascomycota, Dothideomycetes, Dothideales, Saccotheciaceae.